CGGAAUUGGGUCUGCGUCAGUCUCGGCGCGCGCGAAGCCUUGCGACGUUAAUGUUUAACCUAACCAAUCAGACUUAAGCAGAGCUCGCAGCUCGGCAGGCCCGCUCCUGCGUCACACAGGAAGAGCAUGCGCAGGGUGGGGCUCGCUUAUUUGAAUCCUGGAGGGCAUCUUUGGACUCCGGAGUUUCAGGGAUAGAGCGAUGCAUUGGAACAUGCACAAUAAUGUCACCUCAAAAGAGAGUUAAGAACUCUCAGAUACCAAAGAGAACUUCACAACGUAGUAAUAGUUAUCAGACUAAUCUCUUGGCCUGGAAAUUGAAAGAGAACCUAAGCAACUCAAAGAACAUCUCGAAACAUGGACAAAACAGUCCAGUGGAAGAAUCUGAACAUGCUGAUGCUGAUGAGCUAACAGAAGAUGCUCUGCAAAUAGCAAUGAGAUACUUUGAGAAAGGUCCCUUUAAAACUUCAUGGAAUAAAGAUAAAACCUUGGAAAAACACCUGAAAACUGUGGAAAAUGUGGCUUGGAAGAAUGGGUUAGCUCCAGAAGGGAUUGACAUUCUGUUAAAUGUGGCACUCAGUGGCAAAUUUGGGAGUGCUGUAAACUCUCAGAUAUUGAGAUGCAUGAUUCCAGCAACUCUAAUAUCAGAAGAUUCUGUGGUUAAGGCGGUCUCCUGGCUUUGUGCUGGCAAGUGUUGUGGUAGCACCAAGAUACUUUUUUAUCGUUGGCUGGUUGCAAUGUAUGACUUCAUUGAUCACAAGGAGAAAAUUAACUUGCUCUAUGGCUUCUUUUUUGCUUCAUUGCAAGAUGAUGCACUGUGCCCUUAUGUCUGCCAUUUCUUAUAUUUACUUACCAAAAAAGAGAAUGUCAAACCAUUUCGUGUGAGAAAACUGCUUGAUCUUCAGGCAAAGAUGGGAAUGCAGCCUUAUCUCCAUGCUUUGUUGUCACUAUAUAAGUUCUUUGUUCCCACUUUGAUUUCUAUAUCUUUGCCUAUAAAGAAGAAGAUAUAUUUCAAGAAUUCAGAGAACCUGUGGAAGACAGCUCUAGUUGCUGUGAGGCAAAGGAAUCAGGGACUUUCUCCAGAACCUCUAAAGCUGAUGUUAGGUCCAGCCAAUGUCCGUCCUAGAAAAAGAAAAUGGAAUUCUCACUCACUUAUACCAGUGCUAAAUUCUAGUAGCCACAGCAAAGAAUAUGGAAAAAAAGGAAUGUGUCUUUCUGAUUAUCUGUGUAGCAAUACACCAUUUCCGAUAGAACAGCUUAAAAGCUUCCCUCAACUCUUGCAGAACAUUCAUUGCUUAGAGCUGCCUUCUCAGAUGGGUGCAGUGCUGAACAGUUCUUUGCUACUUCACUAUAUUAACUGUGUCAGAGAUGAAUCAGUCUUACUGAGGCUAUAUCAUUGGUUGAAUCAAACAUUACAAGAAGAAUGUAUUUGGUACAAGAUGAAUAAUUAUCAGUGUGGAAAAGAAUUUACCAGCUUCCUGGACACUAUCAUCAAGGCAGAGUGCUUCUUACAAGAGGGGUUUUAUUCUUGUGAAGCAUUCCUAUACAAGAGCCUUCCUCUCUGGGAUGGCUUCUGUUGUCGACCACAGUUCCUUCAACUUGUGAGCUGGAUUCCUUUUACUAGCUUCUCUGAGGUGAAACCAUUUAUUUUUGACCGUCUGGCACAGCUCUUCUUUACAUCAACCAUUUAUUUCAAGUGUAGUGUUCUUGAGAACCUUAAAGAGCUACUGCAGAAUUGGCUUUUGUGGCUUUCUAUGGACAUCCACAUGAAAACUGUGAUGGACAGUUCUCUAGAGACAACUUUCAGUGGAUCCAUGAAGUCUGUGUUUGAACUAAUUCACUAUGUAGGGUGGCUGUCCACUAAUGCAUUGCGCUUGGAAAGCAACAGUACUUUCUUGCUGCACUUUGUUUUGGAUUUCUAUGAGAAGGUGUCUGACAUAUAUAUAAAUUAUAACCUUCCAUUAGUGGUGUUGUUUCCUCCUGGAAUCUUCUAUCUUGCACUCCUCAGUGUGGAUUCGAGUAUCCUGAACCAACUCUGUUACAUUAUGCACAGAUACCGUAAUAAUUUGAUAGCUGCAAAGAAAAAUGAGUUGGUACUAAAGAUAAAAUCAGAGUUCAUAUUCAGCAGCAAGACCUAUCAAGAAUAUAAUUACUAUUUGACAGCCAUGGUUCGUUGCCUAUGGACAUCCAAACCCUUUCAGAAAGGAUCAUAUUUUGAUCCAGAAGUCUUUAAGAAAAUUGGAGUUGCAAAGUAUAAAACCAGUUUAAAUUUAGUCCAUCACCCUGCUCUAUUGAAUUACGCUAUUUCCUUUUUGCUAAAGGAAUGGCCAGAAGAAAGGACAGUAAACCUGAGCUUCAUUCGGGGAAAGAAAUGGAAUGGGUAUUUGGACUAUUUAUUUUCAGAGGGCUUACAAAGCUUGAAACAUUUCAUACAAAGCAGUAUUUGUCAUUCUUCUGUCCCCUGAUCAGACAGCAAAAAACCCUAUGAUCAACAUGAAAUGAAUGCUGAGAGAAACAAACCAAGCAUACUGGACUAAAUUCCUUCAUUGUUGCCAAAGAGGCCAAGUGGCUCACCUUGAGUUUCCAUAUUUUUUUCAGCAACAGACUGCCAUCCUCAGGGAGUGAUUGGACUGGCUUUCAAUCAUGGCCCAGGAGAGCUUUGAAGCAGCUUUGUCAAGAUCUAGAUUCUUUAAUGCACUAGUGAAAAAUGAUUUAAUCGUCAGGCUCUGCUUUUUACCAAAUUAUAUAUAAAGAUAUAUCCAUUAUGUGGUGGGACUUUUCACAUUCUUGUGGUAUAUAAGCUCCCUUGAUGGAUGAUGGCAGGCAGUAAACAGUGGCAUUUAAGCCACAGACAUAAUUAUGCAAAAUACUCUGCUGCCUCUAUGAAUAUUGCCAUUUUUCUGACUGAACAAUAGCACCAGCACCAAGUUAACAAAUAGUUGGGUGAUUCCUUGGCCUUCACUGGUAGCAAUUUGGUGAGAGAAGGAAGGAAAGAGAAUUAUGGGAUAAUCAAGACAUUCCUAUUUAUUACUGCUUUGAUUUCAUGGAACUGCUCUAUUUUUUGUGUGUAUAUGUAUUUACUCCAUUUUGAGUAUUUAAGCACUAACUGCAACUUUAUUUUCAGGGGUGAUUCUGAAGCUUUUUAAAAGUUUUAUAAUAGCUGGAAUAUCUUGUUGAAAAUGCUUCAGUGCUACUGAAUAACUCCCCUUCUUUUAAUAAAAUUUAUACCAUUUGAGAAAAAUCAACCUGUUUUUUUUCCCACUUUAGGGCACAUCUUUGUAUUUCUUUGUUUUUCCUUUAAAGGAAAACAAAACCCUAAAAUAUAUUAUUGGAUAAUAUUCAGGAUCUAAUCCCAUGUAUUCAUUCAUUUUUGAAUUCAAUACAUAUUUGUUAUCCUUGCUAUGUACCAGGUACUCUUCUGUUUGCUGGUUAUGCAGCUGUGGCCAAUAUAAAGUACCAGUUUUUGUGGAAUUUACUAUAGCCCAUUGGAAGAGACAUACAAAAAUGUAAAUAAAUAUAAAAGUGAGGCACUGUAAAGAAAAAGCAAGGAAUAGAGACAGACUGUUGAGAGGGUUGCUAUUUUAGAUAAGGUGGUCAGAGAAGGCCUGUUUGAGAAUGUGACUUAUGCAGAGGCCCUAAUGAAAUAUGUGUAUGAUAAAAAAAAAUGUACUUGAAAAGUAACUAAAUAAAAUUUAAUAUUAAAAAAAAAGAAAGAAAUAUGUGUAUGAGCCAAGUGAAUAUUUGGGGAAAUAGCAUUCUGGGUAGAGGUAAGGGCAAGUGAAAUGGUGUAAAAAUAUUAACAUACUUGGGCCUGUUUGAAGAAUAGCAGAGAGGCCAGUAAGGUUAAAACAUAGUGAUUAAAGAAGACAAAUGGUAAGAAAUGAAAUGAGAAAGCCAGAGAGUAGUUCAUGAAGGUCCUUUUAGCCCAGAAUGGAUAGGUAAUGGAAAGCCAUUAGAAGAAUUGAGAACAGAGGAGUGGCAUAAAUUGACUUACCUAUAUGGAACUGUAGUGUGAAGAUUAUACUGACAAGGAUUUAGGGUAAAAGCAGAGAGACUAGGUAGGUUAUUUUACUAUUCCAGGCAAGGGUCUUAGGUUAGUGUAGUUGAUGAGGAAAUGCUGGUUAGAUAUUGGUUUCUGCCUCUACUUGAAAGAGAAAGUAGAAUCUGCUGAUAACUUGGGUAUCAGGAGAGGGAAAGAGAAGGGUAAAGGAUGACUCCUAGGUUUUGACUGAGCAACUGGGUGAGUUCUGGGAUACAGAGAUGAGGCAUACUGGAAGAACAGAUGUGGAGGAGUGUGGAAACAGAAGUUCUUUUGUGGCUAUGUUAGGUGGGAGGUUCUGAGUAGUCAGUUGAAUAUCCAAGUCUAGCUUUUUAGGUGCAAGCUGGGAGUGGCAAAAUUAAUUUGAGACUUACUAGUUAAUCACCAUGACAUUAGAUGAGAUCAGUUAGUACAGCUGGAAUACAGAGGGUGACAAAGGUCUGAUCCCUGGGGGUGUGCCAAUGUUAAAAAGUAGAGAAGGGGAGGAGCCAGCAAAAUAUUGAGAAGGACCCUCCAGUGAACUAGAAGAAAAGUAAGGAACUGGUGUGCUGGAAGCCAAGUGAAGAAAAGGUUUCAAAGGAGUAUUUAAUGAUGUGGAAUAUUGCUUGUAUACCCAGGAAAAAGAAGCGUUAGCUGCUUCAAAGUAAAGGUGAUAGCUUCCCCAAUAGGUAAUCUCAUAGAGUUCUAUUUUUUUAUGUUUGUACUUCAAAUAACUUUCCAUAUUGUUUUCAGAAUAUAAUAUUUUGAUCUUUAGAUCAAAAUUAUGUAGAACUUGCAGUUAUGAGAAGGGAUUCGAUUUAACCACUAGUAAUCUACAGAUUAUGAUGGCAAUUUUUCUAAACUUAUGUUUCAAAACAAAAUUUCCCUUCAGUUUGUUAUUUGUUCAAUAAUUAUUCCCUGGGCACUUUUUUGUGCCCCAAUUUUUGUUCUUGAUCAAUGUUUUAAUUCAUUUAAGAUUAGAUAUAUGGCUAUAUAAGCCAUACCUAGUUAUUUGAAAACUCUUUUUUGAAGAUCCUGCAUGGAAAAGUAAAACAAGAUUAAUGUAAGAAUAGCUGUUUUCCUUUGGUAGAAAAGAUGUUAGAAAAAAAUAGAAAAAUUUAUUUAUUAUCCCAAGAAUGUUUUCUUUACCUAGUAUUUGUGUAAAAUUGUUGAAGUCAUGAAUAUUGACUUAAUGUUCAAUGCUAAAGUUUUUCCUAUAUUUAUAACAUUUAUUUUCCUUUUUAACAUCACUUCUUUUUCCUCUUUGUCUUUGGAGUGAUCUGGAAAGGCAAGUAGAUAAGUCUGGUCCUCACAUAACUUUUAUUAACAUUGUAUAAAUUCUCUUUACAUUUUAUAUCAUAAAGUGGUUUACUGGAAGGAAAAAAAUAUUCUCUAAAAUAUGUCAUGUGAAAAAUUCUAUUUCUAAUAAAUAUGGAUGCUGUGGAUUAAA
Artibeus jamaicensis (Jamaican fruit-eating bat) is the source of this 5465-nucleotide messenger RNA. RefSeq names its product centromere protein I (gene CENPI). The coding region runs from base 222 to 2462 and encodes 746 amino acids. Lineage: Eukaryota; Metazoa; Chordata; Mammalia; Chiroptera; Phyllostomidae. The transcript has 21 exons. Gene Ontology annotation, cellular component: kinetochore. The record is from RefSeq and is a predicted model, not a curated record.